Trichomonas vaginalis G3 is the source of this 1203-nucleotide messenger RNA. RefSeq lists its product as uncharacterized. NCBI's taxonomy places the organism in Eukaryota, Parabasalia, Trichomonadida, Trichomonadidae. The record is from RefSeq and is a predicted model, not a curated record. Bases 1 to 1203 code for a protein of 400 amino acids. The transcript has a single exon.
AUGAGGGUUAAGACAAGACUUAAGAAUCCACGAUCAACAUUAGGUAAAUCUAUCAAAGAAAUUUUAAAUCGAGCAGGCAAGCGACAAAUUUCACAUCCAAAGCAAAACCAAACUUACGAAAACGAUGAUUCUGCAUCAGAAAGUCGGCGAAGUAGUACAAGAAUUAACGAAAUCCUACAUUUUCAAAAUAACUUUGUAAGAAACAAUUCUAAUUCAAAUUUAAUAUUAGAAAGUAUAUCAGAAGAAGCCGAAGAUCAAUUAUUUAAUGAAUCACCAAUUAAAAAAUCUAUUAAUAAUAAAAUUUCUGAAUUAAUUCCAUCACAAGACCAAAUACAGCUUGACGACAUUACAGAAGAAAAAUCUGAAAUAAAUACAUCAAUAAUUUCCACAAAUACAAAAAAUUCAUAUUCAUAUUUUGAAGAAGAAGAAAAAGAAGAUAAUUUCGAGUUUUAUCCAGAAUAUGACUAUUACAAACCUCGUCAACCUUACGAAAAACCUAAGAAAGGCUCAAAAAGAGUCAAAAGAAAACCAAAUGCUGCAUUUAUUGAAGAACAACAAGAAUUAAACACAGGAAUUGAUAUUGAUAUUGAAUACGAAUAUUCAUAUGAAGAAGAAAACAACGAAGAAGUUUUGUUUCUUGGAAUUCCAAAAGACGGAGUUUAUGCUAGUGAUGACGAUCAUCGUGGCUUUCGUGUUAGUAAAUAUCCUAAACUGAACAGAUACGAAACAGAUCCAGAUAAAUAUCAGGUCAUUUCUACAAUGAAUUAUCGAUCUCGACUUUCAGAGUCAGUUUUGUCUAAUGAAACAUAUCUAUUUGAGUUCAACCAUAUAUUCGAUAGUGACCCAGAUAAAAUAUCCCCUUUAACUCUUAAAAACGGAUCAAGAUUUAUAUUCUCUUCAUCAAGUGAUGAUGAAUCCGGACUCAAACAAGACAAAUUCAAUACACCAAAGAAGUAUAAUUACAAUACACCUAAAAUUAGCAAAUCAACAACAAAAAUUUCACAAAAAGAAAAUUAUCAACAAUCAACUCCAAAAACAACAACAAAUAAAGAAACCCAUUCAAAAACCUCGCCUUUUAAACGAAAAUUCCUCGAUAAUUCUAGUUCAGAUGAUGAUAAUUAUAAAUCUACUCCCAGAAUCAAAAGAGAUAAUGCCAAAUCAGCCUAUAAUUAUAAUAAUAAGUUCCUCAAAGGAAUUGAUUAA